AUGAAUCAACUAACUGCUGACCAUUUUGUUGGAUUGCUACCAUGGUUCUUGCUACUGGUGCUCAGCAUUGUUCUCUACUUCUGGAAUAGCAAACGACCUGGCCAGAGUAUUGGAGGCAAACAAAAUGUGCAGCCAGUUACGUCUGGCGAAAAGAACCCCUCUGGGAAAGAGCACUCGGAAGAGGCAUACUACUCCAUCGAGCCCCUCUCAGACUUUGAUCUCGAGAAGACAGAACCGCUCCAACUGCGGCCAUUCAAACCAAAGUAUCACAUGACCAUGGCCCUCGAAAACACGACACUUUCCGACCUCGUCGCCAUGGACAAGACCUACCUGGAGCGUCUCGACAUUCGCCGCCAAAUAAUUCAGGACCAACGGUCAGAAGUCAUAGCCUGCGAACUGCAAGCCGUCCCCGCAGUCAUGGAACUAUACACAUGGGCCAUAGGAACCUACCUGCCCCGUCGAUUCCCUUCCAUCUACGGCAUCGUCCACUCCACCACCAGCGAAGAGACAACAUCCACCUACCUAAAAAACCACGCCACAAACACCCUCAUCCCCCUUCAAGUCUCCUCCCCAGACCUCGCCCUCCAAAUCCUCGGCGAAAACAUCGACACCGAAUUCCUCUUACUCCAAAAACAAGACAGUCCAAACUUCCAAACCCCAGAACCAUACCGCCUAACGGCCUUCGUAAACUGCUUCCCCGCCGGCUUCUCCACCCUCUCCAAACUCGGCCUCUCCUUAGCCGCCAUCCACGCCCCCGUCCCACACUACGCCGAGAAGUUGGAAAAGAGCAUGGACCGCUACUUCUCCGCCCUUCCAGUGGGGAAAAUCGUAAAGCGCGUGAAUUGGAGCAUUAGUACGACGGGUGACUUGUUUUGUCUCGCGGGCGCCCAUAUGAGUGAGAGUGAGCUCGAGACGCCGCGCGAACGCGAGCGACAGGAGGAGAGUGUAGAUCUGGAUAAGACGGUUGUGAGAUGUGAGAGGCAGACGUUGCAUCGCUUGCCGAGGACGGGGGCUUUGGUGUUUGGAUUCAAGACGUACAUUUAUCCCAUCCAACAAAUAAGAGACGAGGGAAACGGACACGUACUUGCUGAAGCAAUCGAUGGCCUAGGUCGCGGUACAGUACCCAAAAUCACAGUGUACAAGCGACAAGUGGUCUGGGGCGAAAAGGUAAAGGCAUUCUUGAGGGGAGAAAUCAACGCUUGA
Molecule: messenger RNA, 1203 nt
Organism: Bipolaris victoriae FI3
Lineage: Eukaryota; Fungi; Ascomycota; Dothideomycetes; Pleosporales; Pleosporaceae
Exons: 4
Coding region: 1-1203 (400 amino acids)
Source: RefSeq, a predicted model, not a curated record